Molecule: messenger RNA, 358 nt
Organism: Ixodes scapularis (black-legged tick)
Lineage: Eukaryota; Metazoa; Arthropoda; Arachnida; Ixodida; Ixodidae
Product: thiopurine S-methyltransferase-like
Exons: 5
Coding region: 68-358 (96 amino acids)
Molecular function (GO): thiopurine S-methyltransferase activity
Source: RefSeq, a predicted model, not a curated record
CCCCGAUAAGAGAUUGCGAAUAUUCGUCUGCAGCGUCUUUGACUUUAACAAGUCGUGCGCCGGAGCGAUGGACAUUGUUUGGGAUAGAGGAGGAUUGAUCUCAAUUAACGUGGAACUCAGAGACAGAUAUGUCACCUUGAUGAAGUCAUUGUUGUCACCAGACUUCUCCUACGCUUUGUAUUCCACCGUCUAUGACGACAGCACUUACAAGGGUUUUCCCACAAGUAUGCCUGAGGCAGUUCUUCGGGAGCUGUUCGCAGGAAAAGGCAUAAGGCUGCGUUUAAUUGAUUCGGAUGGUCCGAGGCCGCGUCCUUACACCGAAGCAGGCACUGUUCAACUUUGGCACUUGACGGAAUGA